AUGGAAACCCUCCGAUCCGUGUUGCAGCCGUUGCAGCCCAUCACCCACAACCUACCGACUCCCAUCCACGACCUCGGCGUGUCCAUCAUUGGCGAUGUCUGCUACAAGACCCUGAUAUUCGAUCUCGACCCGACCAACUCGGAAUGCCUGAAGCUGGCCAUCUCCAAGGGGUUGGGCAUCGGCAUCAUCGGCGCCUCGUCCAUCGUCAAGGUGCCGCAGAUCAUCAAGCUGGUCCAGUCCCAGUCGGCCUCGGGCAUCAGCUUCCUAUCCUACGUCCUCGAGACCACGUCUUAUCUGAUCACCCUUGCAUAUAACUUCCGGAAUGGAUUCCCCUUCAGCACGUUUGGCGAGACGGCGCUCAUCCUGGUCCAAAACGUCAUCAUUGCUGUCCUCGUCCUGAACUACAGCGGCCGCGCGAGCAUGGCUGCGCUGUUCGUCGCCGCCUUGGCCGUGAGUGUGGUCACACUGUUCAACGGAAGCCUGGUCGAUAUGCAGGCGCUGAGCUAUCUGCAGGCGGGCGCGGGGGUGUUGGGUGUGGCCAGCAAAGUGCCUCAGAUUGCUGCUAUCUUCCAAGAAGGUGGAACGGGUCAGCUAAGCGCCUUCACGGUCUUCAACUACCUGGCCGGCUCUCUCUCGCGCAUCUUUACAACGUUGCAGGAGGUGGAUGACAAGCUGAUCCUGUACGGUUUCGUGGCGGGCUUCACACUCAACCUCGUCCUGGCCGUGCAGAUGGUAUAUUACUGGAACGCACCGUCGGCCAAGGUCAAGGGGAAACAGAAGAUGCCGGCUGCCGCAACAGCUCCGAGCUCAGCUGCAUCUUCGGCAACGCCCAAGAGCAAGGGGCCGACAACGCGACGCAGAGGGUAA
Molecule: messenger RNA, 867 nt
Organism: Anthostomella pinea
Lineage: Eukaryota; Fungi; Ascomycota; Sordariomycetes; Xylariales; Xylariaceae
Source: the annotation of a GenBank genome assembly